AUGGACGGACCCGGAGGAGAAGGAGACGACGGACAGUCGGAUCAUCAGCAGCAGGGGCAGGACAAUGAACACCGUCCUGCGGCGGACGCGCAACAGCUGGACGUACCCAAACCGCCGGCACGCCGCCUGUCGCGCAGCACAAUGUCACUGAAGAUUGCACCUGAUAUACCGCCAAAACCGCCGAAAUUCCAGUUUUUCCCAUCGUCCCCGACCGCCAUGUGCCUGACCAUGCCCAUGACCCCGAUCGCCGACCCGACCAUCCCGAAUGGGUUUUCGCCGCAACUUUACCAGGCGUACACGUCAAACAAAGCCACCGAUUUUUUCUUCAAACAACUGGACGGAUUCAAAGAUAUCGUAUCCACGGCCAAAUCGAGAUUAAGCUUUGGCGAACGAGCCGUUUUUUGGAUGUACGACAAAAUCAGAGAAUGGUCUAGAAAGUGGCUUACUCAUUUCUUCCUACUCUUCAUUGCUGCUGGUUAUUGCGCAGCUGGAGCGCUAAUAUUUCAGGCAGUCGAAGGGUCGAAAGACCAAAACAUAGUUCCCAGAGAAAGAGAACAGUUGAUUAUAAAUCUUGCCAAUCUAAUGGAGAAAAUCGUAAAAAAAAAUGACUCAACAUUUAUAGAAACCAGGAAUCUCAUUCAAAAAUACGAAUCAUUUUAUGUACAGAACAACAAGCCAGAAUGGAAUUAUUUAAACGCCGUAUUUUACUGUGGCACAGUGUUCACGACCAUAGAUUCUAUUGCUAUCAAUUAUUAUUAUUGGUCAUUGGUGUUUUGUGCUGAACAAUAG
Molecule: messenger RNA, 789 nt
Organism: Macrosiphum euphorbiae (potato aphid)
Lineage: Eukaryota; Metazoa; Arthropoda; Insecta; Hemiptera; Aphididae
Source: the annotation of a GenBank genome assembly